GUCAAUGCUUUCAAAAGAAAAUAAAAAGAAAUUUAACUACCAGUCAACAGUAGCGAAAAUGGUGUUACCAUUGCCGAUCGAAAAUGAAAACCAAUUCCGUUGGUCGGUAGCAGGUAUACCCUAGUUACAAAUAUAUGCUUUCUUCUCUCUGCUUUCGUCACGCGUCGUAAGUUCAUUCGAAUGCAAUGGACGUUUGUCACCGGCGAAGCUCCCAUCGCUAGCUAUAAAGCGGCCCGGUCCUACGACUUCAACGGCAUUCGGUGCUUGGCCUCGCGAAUCAGUCGAUCGUUCAGUGCUUUCAACAAUCAUGAGGAUCUUCGUUGUUUCCGUUCUUGUGCUGGCUGUUGCCAAUGCAUCGCUUGCUACUGCGGAUGGUGUCCAGACUACUGCUGAAACACUUAGAAAUAUUUAUUACAGAUGUAUUAAUGAUGAAUCGAUGCUAUCGUGUGCCAAGCCAAAACUUCUCAAGUACCUGAGCGAUGCAGUCCAGUUAGAAAAAUUACCAAUCACCGAAGAUUUGUCACUUGUUAAAUCACGUAGCAUUCCCGAAGACAAUGAUUUCGAUGAGUUCCUUGCCUCUCAAGACUCUGUCGAUCCCAAGAGGCGAGAACAAUUACGUUCACUCAUGUUGGAAAAGCUCGACACUUACUUGGCCAGUCAUACGAUCGAAGCCAAAUUGCCUGAGGCUAUCAUUGGCUCAAACAUCGUACCAAGGUCAUUGAUUGAAACUGUGCCAAAAAGCAUCAGCAUCCCACUCAGUGACGCACCCAAUGGAAAUGGACGAGGCUUCGUGAAGAAAGUCAUGAUUCCUUUCCUCCUGGGUCUCAAAUUUAAAGCAACCGCUCUAGUACCUCUUGCUCUUGCGCUCAUUGCUUUAAAAACGUGGAAAGCCAUGACUUUGGGUUUACUCUCGCUUGUGCUCAGCGGUGCUAUGCUUAUCUUCAAGCUUACCAAACCUAAGGUCGCUUACGAGGUGGUACACUUCGGUCAUCCACCCGUUGAACACCCACCUCAUUGGGAUUCUGCACCUCACGGACCUUACAGAGCAUAUAGGAAGUGA
Phymastichus coffea is the source of this 1060-nucleotide messenger RNA. RefSeq lists its product as uncharacterized. The record is from RefSeq and is a predicted model, not a curated record. NCBI's taxonomy places the organism in Eukaryota, Metazoa, Arthropoda, Insecta, Hymenoptera, Eulophidae. The transcript is spliced from 3 exons. The coding region runs from base 308 to 1060 and encodes 250 amino acids.